GUCCGUGCCCACGUUCUGGCAGCCGGCAGAGUUUUCCGUCCCGUGUCGGGUCAACAUCGCAGACCUCAUGGAAGCAGCGGAGGAAACUCUCACUUACCGAGAUGGCCCCGGACCUCACAGGAUGCUGCUCCCAGAGGAUAAGGUUAAGGACACCGAGGUACAUUUUGAGACAAAAAGACAGUCCAACUAUGUGGAUUUGGACACGAGACCGGACGGCGCCAAGACUGUGAAAGUAACAUUUACCGGCGAGGGGAGCCAGCUCUCUGUCAAAAGUGACGGUUCGAGGCAGGGGCUGCGCGGACCAGCCUCUGUGGAUUCUGUGGACUCUGUAGACAUGGGCGGCGUAGUUGACCUGAGUGGACCCACUGUGAAAACUCCAGCUGAACUUUCCUACGAGGAGGACUCCGGGGAUGAGACGCGGCUCCAGGCAGAAAUGGACCCGAGCGACUACAGCGAGGGGGACGAGCUCCAGUACACGGACAUGUACCUGAACAGCCGAACCGAGUCGGACGACGGUGCCAGCACGGUUCUGUCCGAGCACAGUGGCACGGACACGCUAAAGGACGAGUCUCACUAUAUCACCACGCAUGAAAUCCAACUGACUGAACUUGAUCACGACGUUGAUUACGACCUGGGCCGCGGUGCCAGCUGGGACUUUGAGGAUGACAACUUGGUGUACUCCUUUGUGGAUUACGCCUCGUUUGAAAGCGACGACACCCGAACUGGGACUCUGAUAUUGGAGGGCAGGCGUCAGGUUGCCAAACUCGGUGUGAGCACCGAGCAGGAUGACAGCGAUUUUUGCGACUCGGAGAAACGCGCCAGCUCAGAUGAAAGCUUGUGCAAAAACCACAUCAUCGGAGACAAAAUCCACCUGUCGAUCAAAUCCUCCAAAGAGGAGCCUGUCGGCAUUACGGACGUGGGUGCCGAGCGCUUUGGAGACAGGAGCCACUUCUCUUUCGUGAGAGCGGGACCUUUGGGAGAUAACAGAGCCAAGUAUUUUAUCCCCGCUCCCGGCCGUCAGCACCUUGCAACCAAACUAAGACGGAAGGACAUUAAUGAAUAUUCCAGUGGCGCCUCCAGCUCCAUCAGUGAGCUGGAUGACGCCGAUAAAGAGGUGCGUAAUUUAACCGCCAGGUCAUUCCGAAGCUUGGCGUGUCCUUACUUUGAUACGAUUAAUUUAAGCACUUCAAGUGAGUCGUCCAUGUCGGAAUACGAUCUAAACAAGUGGUCUGCUUACGUGGAUUGGAAUUAUGGACACAUCCCGCGGGGGGCAGAGCGAAGCGUCAUUGCGCACAAGACCUCCAGCGCCACAUUGGAAAUGAAUGAGACGGUUGAAAGUAGAAGAGACACACAGGGUAGUAAGAGACUAACUUUUCAUCAGGAAGCAUCUUUGUGCAAAGGUGCGGAGACAAAAGAUCAGCGAGGGGUCACGUUGAAUGUUCAGUGCAAUUUAGACACACAAGCAGCCACCAGGCGACCCAAAAGUAGCAAGAGCAGGUCCGGGGAGGUGCAUGGAGCAGUGUUGGCCAGGUCAGGCUGUGAAAUGCAGUAUCACCACACAGACAGCACAGGCAGCACACAAAAGAGGGCCAUCUUUGCGUCGAGCCUGCUUAAAAAUGUCAUCUCCAAAAAGAUGCAGUUUGAGCAGGAGCGCAAGAUGGAGAGAGGUGAGAUCUCAGACACAUACCCCGCGCUCUCCCCUUGCUUUCUGGAUGGGGGGAAUGACAGGAGGGGCUUUCAAAGGCAGAAUUCUGAAUCGGGCUCAGGUUACACAAAUUCUGGAGACGACCAGGCUUUCGAGGGCAGCAGGCCUAGUUCUUGUGAGCCCGCAGAAGAGCAGAGAAGCACCGAUGCGAUAGAGGAUUCAGGCGAAAGGGAGCCUAAAGCGGGGCUCAGUCACAGUCAAAGCAGCGCGUUUAAUUCCUGGAGGGAUGAUGAAGCAGUGAAGGAGGCUGAGCUCUCUGCAGCUGCAAAGAAAGCGAAGGAGGAAUCAGACAGGAGCAACAUGCUCACUAAACUUCUUUUCAUGCCGAGCUGUCGGCGUUUCUCCAAAGAGAAGGAAAGCGCAGACUGUGAGACGAUGCUCAAGACAGGAAACACACCUGCUAAAGAAGAAAGCGACAAAAGCGGGAAAACACCUGAGAUCAAAAUAUGUCUGAGAAGUGUGAAGGAAAAUAAAGGAGGGGCCCUGAAUAUUGCCAACCUGUUAACCCCUAAAAUAAGCUCCCUCAACACAUUUCGGGGAGCAGGUGAUGCCAAAUGCCAUAUUUUAUCUGCUUCGGAUAAGAUCCCAAAUUUUACCGUUCGAGACGUCAGAGACACCAAGUGCAAGUUUCAAACGCCAAUCUACCGUGUCCGAGACGUGCGUAAACUGGUGAAAAGCUCGUAUCGCUUUGUUUCUUUGCAUAAUAGCGACAGUAAAGGUGCACUUGAACCCGCCGAAAAGCUUGAAGAGAAAGCCAAAAAGGAGCCAGUGAAACAAGUGUCGCCUUCUCCCAUUGUUAUUAAAUGCCACUCAGUGAAAACAAAUAAAUCACCAAAAGAAACAGAAGCUGAUGUGCUGCCACAGUGUGCUACCAGCAAAGUGUCACCUGUCAUACCAAAGCAACCUAAUCCUGACCAGUCCGAAGCUGAAAAACUAGUAAAACAAAGGCAGGAGAAGUUUGCGAGCGAGGCAGCCGACAAGAGAGUCGAGCCCAGAAUUCCCAAACAAGCUGCAAUAGAAAAACUCAAAGCUGCUGUCAAAACAAUGGAACAGCUUUAUGUUUUUGACCGAAACGAAUGGAAACGCAAAGCUCAGCCUCCGCAGCCAAUCAUGGGCAGCCAUGUGCUGUCACUCAUCGCCCAUGAGGAGCAAGGAGCAGAAGAAGAAACAACAGCAGAGCCUGGAACGAGCGAAGAAGGCCCGGUGAACAUUACACAUGUUCGUCGCAAUGACGAGUCAGCGCAACGCAAAACUUUCAGCAACAAAAGCGUCCUUCACCUCGGCAAAAGCAACAAGGCGCACGUCAGCAUUAGCUCGGUUGCUAGCCCUGUACACCAAAGCUCGUCUUUACAGUCUAUGAAAAGCUCCAAGACACCAGCCGCACCUCUCUCUGUGAAAAUAGAACCUGCGAGACAAGAGCAGGUGGAACAGAGAAAGGUCCAAAUCAGUCCCACUAAUCCCAGCGUCACACAAAGUGACUCUGAGAACUAUUUAACCAUACCGGGCCUGGCGCACACCAAUGAGAUCAAAGUGGCCAACAAGGAGACAGCUUACACAGAGAUGAAGCCAAGCAUCAGCCAACAGGUUGACGUCAAGACACCCGAGCAGAAAAGAUUAUUCAUGUCUGAGUGCCCAGCUUCAUCUGUCUACCACCACCCUGUAGCCGGCCCGCAAACACAGCGAGUGUUGCGUUUCUCACCACCUUUUGCCACUCUGUCACCUCCACCUCCAGAGGCAGGCCUUCAAACACAGCGCAAAAUGCUCCUCGACCCAACCACAGGACAUUAUUAUCUAGUAGACACGCCAGUCCAGACCACCACAAAGCGGCUGUUUGACCCAGAGACAGGUCAGUACGUGGAUGUGCCGCAUUCACCCGUGGCGCCGAUCGCACCAGUUACCCCCGUCCCCCUCACAUUGCCACCCCUGGCCCUGAGCCCGGGGGCAUUCGCACCCACCUACAUGAUUUACCCGGGAUUCAUCCCGUCGCCCACUCUGCAAGGUCAGGCCUUGCUGCCGCCGUCUCCCAGUCACUCUGAAGACAGAAGAGAAAAGCUGAAAAACACCACAACCGCAAAGCAGGAAGUGAACGCUCUGUCAGCAGAGAGCCCCUACUACAGCGCCACGGCCGAGGCCCCGCUGGGACACAUGAAGCCACCUUCGGUCGUAGGAAGCUCAGACAGGAAGCCGAUUAUCAGCAUCACAACGCAACAAGGUCCAAGAAUUAUCGCCCCCCCUUCCUUCGACGGAACAACAAUGAGCUUUGUGGUGGAGCACAGAUGACCAAAAAGACACCUCAUUGCACAUACGUCCACAUAGAGAAAUCUGCCUUCAAUCAACCCCAGCCAGCAUUUUGUUCUUCAAGACACCCUCUAACCAAAGUCAAUUGGAGUUUUAUUAUCUAUGCAUGGCAGCAUUUUGCAAGGUAAAAAAAAAAACACAAUGUAUGUUGCGUUACCAAUCUGCUACAAUUUAGGUAAAAAGUCACUUGCUCACCAGAAAUAAAGAAAAGGAAGUAAAACAUACAGUAUUAAGGACAGGGACCAUUUGUCUGAAGUGAAGUCAGCUAUAUGUGAAUUUAGAUAUUAUUUUUAUAUAUAGAUUGUGUCAUGACAUUGGGGUGUUGUUCAGUACUAUCUGGUCACGUUGACAAUAGCCAACUGUUUACAAGUUGAAAGCUCAUGUUCCACUCGAAGUACAUGCAUUCUCUGCGUCAUGACUGCCAGGAUGCUGUUUCCACCUGCACUACUGUAGCAAUGGAUGAAAUGUGUGAAAUGGGUGAGGUGUGUUUUAUAAGAGAAUAAAGCUUGCACCUUAAAUGACACUACGAGAACAAAACACACUAAGUGUGUCGAACCGACGAAGUGGAGCCGGGACUCCUUUUAGAUUUUUAGUGGAUAAUUUGCUCUAUUUGUGUUUAUUUUAUGUUUACACUUUUGAAUGUAAUGAGGUCGGAGUCCGUGUAUCUGCUGCAUGCAUGUAUAUGUGUGUGUAGGGGACGGGGGGCGGGGGGGGGGGUUGCUACACAUGCAAGGUGUAUCAGCAUUCUGCAAGCAUACAAAGAGGAGUCAUCUUACUUCACAGUGAACAGGCAAGUGUCCUCACGAGACUUUUGUAGGAAACUCGACAAUAUGACGACUCAAUUUUCGGUGAUUAACCGUCAAUUGAGCAUCAGUAAACCGGGGCCUAUCUCGGCGGACUUCGGGCGCGAGAGGCGAGGUAGACCCUGCGCUGGUCGCCAGCCAAUCGUAGGUCACAUACAGUAUAGACAAGCAACCAUUCACGCUCACAGUCAUACCUGUGGAGAAGUUAGAGUUUUCAAUGAACCUAACGUGCAUGUUAUUAGAAUGUGGGAGGAAGCCAGAGCACCCGGAGAAAAACCCACGCAAACACCCUUAGAAAAUGUUCUCAUUUGGACCAUGAACUAGUUGAGCCUAAAUCAACAACGCCUUUGCUAUUUUUAGCCAAGUAAUGCACUCCGUUUGUCCAUGACUUCAAGACACGAUCAAUCAACCCUCACUUCCCCACAAUCGGCGGAACUCUUUCGAAACAAUGAAUCAAUUAAUAUGCCCAUUCCUGCUGGACACCCCAACUAUAGUUUGUGUGACUCUUUACAAUGGAUUACAUUUUUUGUACAAAAUCCUACAAAAGUCUUGUGAGGACAGGCCUGUUCGUGUUCUUUUACACUGAACACUACGAUCAUCAACUUGUGAAAACAAUCCUUAACACGCCUCCAAUGUGCAUUAACUUAACAGCAUUCGCAGACCACAUCCAAGAUUAAUUCAUUCAUAGACAUUUUUCUCUAAUAUUACACUAUGAAUAUGUAUCGAGCCAUUACAGAUUAUUCACACCAGCCCCUAUCCCAUGUAAGAAUCAUCCAGACUGUUGUUUUAGCAGGUUUCCAACCUAAUGUAUUAAAGGUAAUUGGAUCUGCUGGUCAGUCUAUUUGCCUUUGUUGUGUAGAAUGCACAACUUUAUUUAAAUUGCCCUAUAUACGAGCUUGUAUGAGUGUGUAGUAAUUUGUAAGGAAUUUUGGGAGAAUGGAUAGUUUGCUCUUUACUGCAACUUAACUGGAUGCAUUCGGAAGUGCAAUGGUGCACAAAAAGUGUCUAAUGUUUAUCCCAAUCAAUCAGUGGAAUCCUGUAAUUUGUGAACUAGUGCAAAUAAAUUGUAUUGGUAACUAUAUUGCCUUUAGAUAAAACCUCUGAAAGGUAUAUGUGGCAGAAAAUUAAUGCAUAUCCCUAACCUUUAGCUCUGUAUGCUUUACUGCCAAGUUGUGAAAAUGUGGCUCAAAUGUUUCUUAUUGAAUUAUUUAUUGUAAAACAUUGAUUAUAUGCAUUUAAUUGACCCUGAUGAAAAUGAUUCUCUGUUCAACCUGUUGUAUUUAUAAUAUGCACAUAAAGGCCAUACAUGUGCUGUUUUAGUCUGUUAUAUAAUUUGUAUCAAUGAAUAAUAAUGUACUUAAUGCACUUGGAUUGUCUCUGUUCAACAUUGACAGUGAUGAAUGACUGUAUACUUAGAGAUAGCAGGCACUUUUUUUGAUUAUUGUAUCCCAAAAUGUCAAAGUAACAUAAAUAAAAUAUUCUUAAAAGUUAAACAAAGCAGUUUACUAUAAGGAUUAAUAUUAAGUUCAAAACAAAAGGCUAUCUGGAUGCUAGCUUGCAAACAAAGUGGGUUUUUGAACGUCUUGAUGGUUUGAAAAAGGUGAAAAGAGGAUCUGCUGUAUUGUAGUGACAUCAUAAUGCGAUGGCGUUGUUCCGGUGCACAGUGUGAUCUGUGUGGCAUGUGGAGAAAAACAA
Molecule: messenger RNA, 6501 nt
Organism: Phyllopteryx taeniolatus (common seadragon)
Lineage: Eukaryota; Metazoa; Chordata; Actinopteri; Syngnathiformes; Syngnathidae
Exons: 2
Coding region: 68-3985 (1305 amino acids)
Source: RefSeq, a predicted model, not a curated record